Molecule: messenger RNA, 324 nt
Organism: Symbiodinium necroappetens
Lineage: Eukaryota; Dinophyceae; Suessiales; Symbiodiniaceae
Source: the annotation of a GenBank genome assembly
AUGUCGGGUGAGAGCGGAGAGACCGGACGAGUCGGAGCUUCGAGCUGCUUGGAAGCCUUGGCUUCCUGCCUUCAGGGCCUCGGCUUCAACCGCCUCGGCCUCGCGAAAGCCACCGCCGCCACCGCCACCGUCACUCUCCGAGAGAAGCAAAGCCUCCCGGGAGAGCUCCAGGAUGCCAAGGCGGGAGCGGUGGCACAUGCUGCCGAUCCUGUGGUGGAUGCUCCUGCACUUGCAGCAGCCCCGGCCCGCCGGCGACAGGUGGCCAAGCAGGUGCGUGAGCCUGUGCGGCAAGCGGAAGUGUCCGUUCCUUUUGUGCCGCGGGAG